GACAAAGCCCAGAGGCCUAAUUAGUACCAGGGCCUAAAGGGCUCUGGAUCGUUGGUCCGCUCCAGAGUGUGGUGUUGUGGUGGUUGCCCAGGCGCUCCACUGCGCAUCGCCCCCACCUUUUUCAUCGCACUCUACGAGACCCGCAGCCUCGUCUCUUCCUCCUCUCACCCGACCCGAUCCCCUCCUAGGUUUCGCUCCCCACCACCGCGGAACGAACCGGAAAUGGCGGCGCGGCACCUCAGAUCCGGCCUCCCGCUCCUCCAAGCCCGCCUCGCGGCUAACGAAUCCGCGGCCGUCGCUCAGGUGUCGAGGGGGCUUGCAACGGAGGCGGAUAAGCCUAAGGAGAACAAGAUCAAGGUUCCAAAAGCUCUGUAUGGUGGCACGGGCAACUACGCUAGUGCGUUGUUCCUUGCAGCAGCCAACUCAAAUUCGUUGGAAAAAGUUGAAUCUGAGAUUCUCGAUGUUGUAGGGGCAGCCAAGAAGAGCCCUAUGUUUUCUCAAUUCAUGAAGGACACAUCAGUGCCUAAAGAAACCAGGGUGAAGGCUAUAACUGAAAUAUUCUCUGAAGCCGGGUUUACUGACAUCACAAAGAAAUUCUUGUCUGCACUGGCAUCCAAUGGAAGACUGAAAUAUGUUGAACGCAUUGCUGAGAGAUUUGUUGAUUUGACCAUGGCACAUAGGGGGGAGGUGAAAGUUGUUGUCAGGACUGUUGUUCCACUUCCUGAGAAGGAGGAGAAAGAACUUAAGGAGACCUUGCGUGAUAUCCUUGGGAAAGACAAAACCAUCUUGGUUGAACAAAAGAUUGACCAGAGUAUCAUGGGAGGACUGGUGAUUGAAUUUGGGCAGAAGGUGUUUGACAUGUCGAUCAGGACUAGGGCGAAGCAAAUGGAGGCGUUCUUGAGGCAACCCUUUGACAUCUAACUGCCUUUCGGAUCCAGUGCAGUGGCUGUGCUGCUGAAGGUUCCCUCGUGAAAUAAAAGCUUUCCUUUACAAGAGAACGGCACUCUGUUUUAUUUUGUCUUGUGGGUUAGGAAGAAGCCCACUGAACAAUCUUUAAUUUCCUUUCUACCGAAAAAAACAUGGAUAAAAACAUGAAGAGAGGUCAUGGAAAGUUUUUAAUUCAAGUGUUUGUAAUUUUCGUUUGAA
This is a messenger RNA of Aegilops tauschii subsp. strangulata, 1146 nucleotides long. Its product is annotated as ATP synthase subunit O, mitochondrial. The record is from RefSeq and is a predicted model, not a curated record. Gene Ontology annotation, biological process: proton motive force-driven ATP synthesis. Lineage: Eukaryota; Viridiplantae; Streptophyta; Magnoliopsida; Poales; Poaceae. Gene Ontology annotation, cellular component: membrane. Gene Ontology annotation, molecular function: proton-transporting ATP synthase activity, rotational mechanism.